Molecule: messenger RNA, 909 nt
Organism: Papaver somniferum (opium poppy)
Lineage: Eukaryota; Viridiplantae; Streptophyta; Magnoliopsida; Ranunculales; Papaveraceae
Exons: 2
Coding region: 1-909 (302 amino acids)
Source: RefSeq, a predicted model, not a curated record
AUGGAGAAAAUUAUAGCACCAACUCAGGCAACUUUUGUUCCAAUAAGAUACAUAAAUGAUAAUAUUAUCAUAGCUCAUGAAUUGAUACACACUAUGAAGAAAACAAGAAGCAAGAAAGGCAUGUUAGCUCUCAAACUUGAUAUGUCAAAGGCGUUUGAUAGAAUUGAGUGGCCUUUUGUUGAUAAAAUGCUUGAUUCAAUGGGUUUAUGCACAGAUUGGAGAAUGCUCAUUCAUCAAUAUGAUUGUCUCCUCUUUUUGCAAGUUGAUGAUAAAACUAUUACUAAUGUGUUGAACAUUCUAGAUAACUUUGGAAAACUCUCAGGGCAAAUGAUCAAUUUUUCAAAAGCAGCAGCUUUUAUAGCAGGUGAUGUCACUGAUGAAAGGAAGAAUCAAAUAAAAAUCAAAUUGGGAGUUAAAGAGCUGACUACCUCAGAUAAAUACCUAGGUCUACCAAUUUUACUAGGUAAAUCAAAAUCAAUCUCCUUUGCUAGUCUUUUUGAUGCUUUUGCAAACAGAUUACAAGGAUGGAAUCCAAAAACUUUAAAUCAAGCAGCAAGAACUACUUUACUUAAAGCUGUGCUUAAUACAAUCUCAUCUCAUUACAUGGGAAACUUUAAAAUUCCAUACUGUGUUAUUAAGAAGCUUGAUUCAAUACAAAGGAGAUUUUGGUGGGGGAACAAAACUAAUAAAGGUAUUAACUUUAUUGCAUGGAAGUCCUUCAACAAAUCUAAAAGUGAAGGUGGUCUAGCCUUUCGGGACUUAGAACAGUUUAAUAAUGCUUUAAUCACCAAAUUAGCUUGGAGAUUACGCACUGAGCCUGAUCAGCUUUGGGUAAAAGUAUUAAAACCAAAAUACGCUCCUUACUGUGACUUUCUACUUCUGCAAGAGGAUUACAACAACUCUUCUUAG